CCCAGACCAGCUCAAGAGUUACAAGGAAGUUAUUGGAAAGACCCUGUCAGACUAUGAGCUAAUAGAAGAGCUUCGCUACUCUCUUUCAAAUGAGAAUGUUGAUAAAAAGUGGACAGCUAUUAGAUGGCCUCAAAAGAUAAUAAGCCAGAUGGAAGCAGCGGCCGCCCAGCAUUUGGAGGAUGAAGAGCGCUUCAAUAAGAUUCAGCUGGCCGACCAGAACAACUUCGAGGACCACCUCGACUCGCUAAAGAUGCUGGUUGCUGGGUUUGCGUGUCAUGAUGACAUCAAUCAUGCCCAUGAGGUGGCCAACGAAGUGAGGCGUACAACCAAGCAACUGAAGGAGUGUCAGACAAUGGCUCAAACCUACAACACCAGAGAGCGUCUGUUUGGUAUUCCUGUCACUAAUUACGAUCGGCUGCAGAAGCUGGUGAAGGACUUCCAGCCUUUUACGGACCUGUGGACCACCACCUCUGAUUGGAUGCGUUGGCACGAGAGCUGGCUCAAUGACCCGCUGUCUUCCAUAGACUCCGAGCAGCUGGAGCGCAAUGUUACAGAUGUCCACAAGACCAUGAACAAAUGUGUGAAACACUUCAAGGACAUUCCUGGCUGCCAGAUGGUUGCAUCGGCGAUCUGCAUGAAGAUCGUGGACUUCCAGCCGUACAUUCCUCUGAUUCAGGGCCUGAGGAACCCGGGGAUGAAGAACCGCCACUGGGAGAUUCUUUCAGACCGCAUUCAGAUGAAGGUCAAGCCCAAAGCCAACCUCACCCUUUCUCGAUGCCUGGAGCUGGGCCUACAGAACCACAUAGAGGACAUAGCUCAUGUGGGCGAGGUGGCAGGGAAAGAGUACACCAUUGAACAGGCCCUGGACAAGAUGGAAAACGAGUGGUCGACAAUAUUCUUUGACGUGUUGCCCUACAAGGAUACAGGCACCUACAUCCUGAAGAGCCCAGAUGAAGUCUCACAGCUGCUGGACGACCACAAUGUCAUGACGCAGAGCAUGUCCUUCUCUCCCUUCAAAAAGUCCUUUGAGGCCCGUAUCAACACCUGGGAGGGCAAAAUCAGAAUGACUCAGGACGUGCUGGAGGAGUGGUUGACAUGCCAACGCUCCUGGCUUUACUUAGAGCCCAUCUUCAGCUCGGAUGAUAUCACCCAGCAGCUGCCUGUGGAAGGAAAGAGAUACCAGCAAAUGGAUCAAACGUGGAAAGCAGUCAUGAAAAGUGCCUUUAAAAAUCCAAAGGUGAUUGAGGUGUGCCCAGAUUCUAGGCUACUUGAAAAACUGAAAAAGUGCAACGAACUGCUGGAACAGGUCCAGAAGGGUCUUAGUGAAUACUUGGAAACAAAAAGAGGCUCCUUCCCCAGGUAA
Molecule: messenger RNA, 1363 nt
Organism: Notothenia coriiceps (black rockcod)
Lineage: Eukaryota; Metazoa; Chordata; Actinopteri; Perciformes; Nototheniidae
Product: dynein heavy chain 1, axonemal-like
Exons: 9
Coding region: 149-1363 (404 amino acids)
Biological process (GO): microtubule-based movement
Cellular component (GO): dynein complex
Molecular function (GO): dynein light intermediate chain binding; dynein intermediate chain binding
Source: RefSeq, a predicted model, not a curated record